Molecule: messenger RNA, 3842 nt
Organism: Symbiodinium necroappetens
Lineage: Eukaryota; Dinophyceae; Suessiales; Symbiodiniaceae
Source: the annotation of a GenBank genome assembly
GACCCAGUACACCUCGCUCCGAAGGUCCUGGUGGUAGGCAAUUUGGGGAGGUUGACGAGCUACAAAUUGUAGUCGGUGGCUGGAACGAGUGUAAGAGGGAACAUAUCGAGCAGGAUGUGCAUGAAAUCUUUGGCAAAAUGGACGGGGACGCACUUGUUAAACAGAUCUUCAUCCCAUAUGUGCGCUGCGGGUACUGCCGCAUUGAAAUCAACUAUCCAGAGUCGGACAUCUGGAAGCAGCGCAAACUUCAGGGGGUUAUCGUCCAAGCCAUUAAGGAGCUUGGCUUUGUCUCCCGCUCCCCAGGCCAAGAGCGCUGUAAGUUCUGGGCGACCCGCAAUCGCUCAAUCCAGGACCGUGCUAAGGUGCGAGCGGUCAUCUCAACUUGGGAGCUCUGUGUUCGCCACGUCGGCGAACUCUGUGCCGACAAAGAUUGGCGUGGAAAGGUCUGGGUGAACUCAGUCCAGGUCCUGCAUCACGUUGAUGUGAGGAGAGUCAUUUUGGAACACUUCGGGGUCAGCGAGGAGGUUCGAGGGGCAGAAAUGACCUUCCACAAGAGGGAAGAUUAUCGGAUGGCACUCCCGUCCGACCACAACGCCGUAGGCAUUGUGGCCCUUUGGGGGGAGCUGCAACAUCAGCCUGAAUGGGAUGAUGAGGAGAUACGAGACCUCAUCAAAGCUCGCGCCCGCAGCAAGGAUGAGUGGCAACGUGCCGCCCUCAUGCAAGAGAUCCACCAACGGCGCACGGAAGCGAAAGCUACUCAUAAGCAACAUUUGCUUGAGGAGGCCCGAAGUUGCAACUGCCGCGCUAUCGCUCACAUGCGAGCGAGUGCUUCUGGGGGUAAGACGCAGGGUUCCUACAUCCAACGAUGCGGGGGGGCACAACAGGCAUCAACGGAUCUGUUCUCCUUCUAUGAGAAGAAAUACCAAGCCCUUGAAGCUCCGCCCUCGCAGGAACAGCUUGACGCCCUCACUACCCUGCAUGAGUCACAGCCUGCUCCAGACGUCACAGUUGAGGAAAUCUUUAAAGCCAUGAAGGGGGCACGUAAUGGUGUCAGCUCAGGGCUUGACGGCACUAAUUAUGAGGGCUUCCGUCACUUGCUUGGGCAGGACAAAAACAACCGCAUCCCGCGGUACUUCAGUGAGCUAAUACGAGGGACCAAGCCUCUCCCCGCUUCCUGGCGGAAAGGACGUAUAGUCUUGCUUCCCAAGGUCCCGCGCCCGGCACAGCCCAAGGACCUGCGCCCCAUAUGCCUCACGCCUGUUCUGGGGCGCAUUUUCUCUAAAGUGCUUAUGAAUCGUGUCCAUCAGUUUGCGCCGCAGUACUCAGGCCACCAAAUUGGCUGUAGGCCUGGAGUACAGGCCGCAGAUGGGAUUAUGGCGGCGCAGGCGACACUGCAGCUGCUCAAGCAGGUCCGUGGACAGGCAUUCGCUGCCAAGGUCGACAUCAAAGCUGCGUUUGACAGCCUCAGCUUAAACGCAGUACUCAAGUGGCUUCGUAGUUGUAGGCCGGGGAUUGAGUGUUCCCGUCUUUACCAACUCUUGUCGGGCACCUCGGUAGAGCUUUGCCUUGGGGGUGAGAGCAAGACGAUUUCUCUCGACCGAGGCCUGAUGCAGGGCACAGCAUAUUCAGCUGAUGUGUUCAGUCGGGUUAUGGAUUUUUUCCUAGCCCCGCUGCAUGACCAGUUUGACAGUGCAUAUGAGGAAUGGAAUCAGCCCCCCCUAGGCCUGCCACAUUUCAUCGUGUACGCAGACGACAUCAUCCUCUUUGCCGACUCCUCUGCCUCACUUCAGAAGAAACUCCAAUCCAUUGUUGAUUCUCUCUCCGUUCUGGGUUUGGAGGUCAAUCCUGAUAAGAGCAGGGUCAUGGCGAGCAAUGAUGGAGCAAUCCCUGGGCUCUGGCUAAGGGGCAGAGCUGAGCCCCUUCUUGCAGAGGAGUCCUUGGUAUUCCUAGGAGUGCCACUUGCUCACACGCACACGCCCCAUAAGAUCCUGACUCAUAUGCUCAGGAAAACAAGCAAUGCAUAUUAUGGCUUCAAGCGCCUGAUGGAUUCGGGGCAUGCUCCCAUUGGAGUACGCCUUUUGAUUUUCAGCACCUACAUAACGGCCAAGUGGGCCUGGUGCGCACCGCUUCUAAUCCCAACCAAACAGGCCCUUCGGCGAAUCGAGUCUGCUAAGAACACAUUUUUAUUAUCGCUGUUCAGGCUCCCUACCGAUCCGCUCCUCUCCUGGAUAGGCAAUACUAUAUCUAGGAGGCGCGCUGUGCGCUACCUCUGCCAAGUGAAUGGUGGCCCCAACUGGCGCGCUGUGUGGCUCGGGCGGCAAUGGGCCUAUCUAGGCCACUUAGCCCGCACCCCGCAUAAGCAGCCUAUGAGACGGCUGCUUACCAUGUGCCACAGCCGAAACAUCGGAGGGACGCUGCAGGACUUCACGGAAGUGCCUUACAGCACUCCGCUGCAUGCCAUUCGAGCUGCUAAGGUUACAGGCUUGCGCCUCCCGGUCUUUAUGCCUAAGGAACUGUUGCAACGGGGAGUCUUUCAUGGACAUGUCCCCCUCGCACUCCUCACUGACGCCACGGAAGCAUUGAAUUUGCUUGACAGGACCAUGGCCUGUGCCCUAGAGAGACGAGCACUUGAGCUCCUCGAGCAUGGUGAGCCCAGUUACCAGGAUGCCUGCGCCCUAGCCCAACAGAUGCUUGCAGUUUGUGAGGGACCCGUGGCUUUGGGUGCCUAUGUUAGAGUCAAGGCAGGGAUCCGACAGAACACUCAUGCGUAUCCUGAGACGACUCGCUUCUUUGCGAAAUUUCUGGCAGAUGAGUUCCCUGGGGACAGCUUCCUCACUCUCCAGAUCCAGAUGAACCGUAACAGGGAGCCGCACCGCACGUGGGUUGAGGACCCUGCAGGUACUCUGCCGCUUAAGUGCCCAGAUGGCAAGAUGACGAUGGGCAUUCAGGGACACACAGCACGUGGGGACGCCCCGCCCGGACAUGCGGCCCUCGACGGUGCUCAGUACCUCAUGGGUGGCAUUCUUUCCAUUCUUGAACAGAAUGGAGUCAACCAUGUCUAUGCGGUGACAGUGGUUGUGGGCAUUUUUGUGGCUUGGACUGUCAUGACAUGUGUCAAGUCAAGGGGCCGUGUGACGGGCCCCCUCCCCGCCACAACAGGUGUCCACGCACCGGACCCAAGCCUGGCUACGAAGACGGAGGCGCAAGUGAUGCUGGAAAACAUGAUCCAGCACUUAGAAGGCCGCCUAUUGCAUGCCACCUCUGCCAGUACUGACGGAAGUGUUGCCACCAUCACGAUGUCGGUGGACACGGUGGUGGAUGCGGUGGGGCAAGCAAUCAACGCGAAGAUGAUGGAGCUCAAGCCCUUUGACAAGGUGAUGGAAGCAUUCUCCACUGCUACGAAUUCAUUGGAUUCGGCAGAAAAGGAAGGGCUUAAGGAGCUCAUCGGGCUUCUGAAGACGGUGGCCUCCUCUUUGGAAGCUACCCGUGAGAGCAGCCAGAAAGGUGCUGACCUGGCAGGGGCACAGACUAAGCAGCUGGACACGCUGCAGCAACUGCUGCACUCAGCGGGGCAGACCGAGCAGGCCCGCUUCGGAACGCUUGAUAAGCAGAUGAAGCAGAAGAUGGAUGCGCACCAGGAGGAGCUGCUUGGUAAGCUGAGCAGCUUCGAACAGACGUUCACGAAGGCGAUGACGAAGCACGACACGGACCAUGCACGUCUGGACGUACUCAUCGCCAAGCUGGAUGGAGUGGCCUCCAAGUUUGACAAGCUUCCGGAUACUGAUUCUCACGGGUCGAGGAAGAAAGGGCCCGCGCGGGAACAUAAAUACACACAUGCGUGA